UGCUUGAAUAGCGCAGGUCGGCAAUCCGCACACACAGUGCUGCAGGGGUGUCGUGUGUGCAGAGAUAGGGGCUGCGAGGGCGUGAGAGCUAAACCAAACACGGGAUCGUGUGUCUUUAGGGUGCUCAGGUUCCCCGGCGCCUCGGGAUAAGCCAGCGCGUUUUGCAGAGGAAGGCAUUUAGAAAGGAGGAACUUGUUUGUUUUGUGCACGGUAUGUUUUCAGUAAUAAGCCGUGCUCCGUGUAAGCUGUGCACAGUCAGUUGCUAGAGCAGCCUCUGGGUGCUUUUGACUUGUGCGGACGGGAGAAGCCAUCUGUAUGAAGUCGGGCCUGCAGUCGGAACUUUUUCGGACCCCAGGCUGAGGACCAGCAUGACGCAGCGGUGCCCGCAGUAAGUGCGAGUGAAGGCAGCGCCAUGGAAUCCGAAGCAGAGGAAGCGCGGCGCUUCCUGGACUCGUUUAUCAAGGAGUUCCCGACCCCGCUGGGCCCGGAGGACCCCCUGCCCCUGAGGCCCCUUAGCAGCGCUGUGAGCCUGGAGGAGGUGCAGGGGGAGAGCCUGGAGCUGGGGCUGAGGUUACUGCAGGACAGAAAUGCUCCCCAGCUUCUCAGCGUGGCCCUGACCAGAGCUGCUGUGAGCGAGAUCCUGCAGUCCGACCUCUCCGCUUUUCACAAGAAGCAGGACGAGGAGGAGGAGGAGGAGGCUGUCUUGCUGGAGCCCGAUCCCCUGCAGCGGUUCUUCUUCAACAGGCUGCUGGAGCUGUGCUGUACCUGGCUGGAGGAGCUGCCCCCCCUGCAGCCUGGAGCACGGCGCUUCUUGCAGACCUCUGCCCACGCCAUCAGAAACACGCGCCGGAAAAUGGAGGACCGGCACGUCGCCAUUCCAGAGUUCAACAUGCUCUGUGGAUUAGAGGACCAGACGGAGCGAGGGUACUUCGCUGUGUUUGACGGUCACGGAGGCGUGGACGCAGCGGUGUACGCAGCGACGCACCUCCACAUCAACCUCGCCCAGCAGGCGGAGCUCCUGAGCAGCCCCGGAGAGGCCCUGAAGAAAUCCUUCAGACAGACUGAUGACAUGUUUCUGCAGAAAGCAAAGAGAGAGCGGCUGCGCAGUGGCAGUACGGGCGUGGCCGCUCUGCUCAGCGGGGACUGGCUGCACAUCGCCUGGCUCGGGGACUCUCAGGUCAUGCUGGUGAGACAGGGGCAGGUCGUCUCCCUGAUGGAGCCCCACAAGCCAGAGCGUGAGGACGAGAAGGAGCGGAUUGAGGCUCUGGGGGGCUGCGUCGCAUUCAUGGGAUGCUGGAGAGUGAACGGCACCAUCGCGGUCUCCAGAGCAAUCGGAGACAUUGACCAGAAGCCCUACAUCUCGGGCGAUGCCGACGGCGCCUCCUUCCAGCUCCACGGCUCUGAGGAUUACCUGCUCCUGGCCUGCGACGGCUUCUUUGACACUGUGAGGCCCCUGGAGGCAGCAGGGAUGGUCCUGGAGCACCUGCGGGAGAGCCGGGGGGUGGGCAGCAGGGUGGCAGAGAGGCUCGUCUCCCAGGCCAAGAGCAACGGCUCCAGCGACAACAUCACAGUCCUGGUGGUGUUUCUGAAGGAGCCCGGGACGUUGCUGAGCGAGGCAGGAGAGCGCCCAGCCCCUUUGUAGGCUGUACCCCCCCCGCCCCACUCAUUGAGACCCUGAAACUUAGGCUGCUGGCCAGGGAUCUCCACUCACAGGGACCUGUUUCUUUCAGGGGGGGGUUCACAGAUUUUGCGAAACUGACAUCGGAACAGAAAUUAGCACUCGCCCGCUAUUUAUUUUGCCUGUGGCGUUGCACAAGACGUAGCGAUUUACAAGGACUGCUCUCUUGUUACAGAUUUCUAAAUGCAUCUUGCAGCGCUCAGGGUCUGGACGUGUUGUGUGUGUUUUAUCAGGAUUAUUAUGUUUUAAGCUAUCUUUGAGAUAUUAUGAUUUAAAGAGUUCCCUCUCUGUCUGUUACUUAUUAACUACUAACUGUUACAGUCUCAAAAGCUUGGGGUGCACAGAAACGUUUCAUAUGAGAGAAGCUGUACAGUAGGACAAGCUGUGAGUUAGACUAGCUUUAGGCUAUGCAGACAGCAAAUGCAACUCCAAACCACAAACUUGAUUGUCAUUAUCGUAACAGUAUUCAGAAACAGGCUUCUCUUUUUUUCCAGCUUCCACAAUCUCAGGGGCGCAGGGCAUCAAUAAACAGUGUUAUAUAGACGAGAUAAGCUUGCCUGAAGGGAACCCAUUGCAGUGCUGGCACUUGGUUAGACUUCAGACCUAUAGCUGCGCUUCCAUUAACUUGUGGCUCUGCACCUGGACCCAGAGACACAGGCUUUGCGCUUUCAGGUGUAGGAGUGAACGCAGAAUUGAAAGCUCUUUAUGAUUUGCAACAAGAAUCGUACAUUAAAGGUAGGGUUAGGGUUAAUUCUUUCUGGAAGUCGGGAACUAGAUUUUAAGAAUCAAAGCAAGGAAGCUCUAGAAAAAUCCUGGCUGCUGGUUGAAUAAUUAAUAACUCAUCGUAACUUGAUCCCUGCCCACUUACUGCAGGUUUUAUCUUGAAAUUGUUUGCCUCAGGUUUUGAUCCUGAAUUCCAGCAGUAUCGACAUUCAGGAGGUGGAAUAUCUGAUUCUGAUGAUGUUAGCAGCUUUGUAUUGCAAAGAGUUAGCUGUGGACUCAUAAAUAAAGCAUGCUGUUUACACUUUGGCAAUCUGCUGCCUUCAAGGCAAGAUUACAUAGAGCAGUUCAGGUUGAUAGUCAGUGUUCACUGGAACGGGGCUGGGGGGGUGCCACUCCACUCAGAGGGUUUUAAUACUUUCUGAUGUAAAGAAACUCUUUCAUGUUUGAAUGUUGUGUCUCGCCAAGUUAUUAUCUAAGGCAGUUUCUGGCACGCCUCCCUGUCUGUUGGAUGAAUUGAUGUGCACGCUGUAACCACUGAACCAAUUGAUGUCAGUGCACGGGCAGUAUUAACGAGGUGAUGUCUCCACACUGGGAAUGAGAAACGCUGAUCUGGUAUCCCAUGCUUUUCCGCUCCUUCACGCUCUGAUGAACCCAUGGCUGGGAGUACCAGUGUUGCAUGUUCAUGCUGAUAGAGGUGGCAGCCACGCUUGUGUUGCGAGGCUGGCUGUUUCAAUAUACUUUAAGAUCGGGAUCUAUUUUAAUGAUCUAAACGGUGGCGCAGCUCAACUUAACUCUUUAUUAAUCCCAGUGCUGUGUUUCCCUCAGGGGUCAUUUCUAGAGAUCCUUGCUGGCAUCACCAAACACAUUUCCAAGCAUACAGUGGAAAGAGGCUCCACGGUUCAGAGCGGUGGGUGUUCGGCUCCACCCUUGUUUGGAUCACUCGGAUAGCCUGACUGGUUUGGAUCAGCGUUUGACUGAGUAUUUUACCACUCAAUAGUUAGGUGAUUGGGUUCACACUGUAGACCCACCCAUGCUAGAUAGCGUUCAGGAUCAUUCUGCCCAACUGCGGCUUUGAGCCACUCAAAAUAACAGGUUUUAAAUUAGAACUUUUAAAAUAUCUUGAACAAUGUAUUUUAACAGAUGGCCUGUAUUGCUCUUCAAAUAUGUGUGUAUUUUAUAUAUAUAUAUAUAUAUAUAUAUAUUAUAUAUAUACAUACGCACACACACACAGUAUGAGUGUGUAAUUCUUUAUAUCUUUAUAAUAAUGCUUGGUUAACCUUUUUACAUGCAAUAUUUUUUAAUCAUAAAUUGCCUCCUGUCAAAAAUGCAGCAAAAUGUUUUAUCAAGCCUAUAUCUGUAACAUUAUAUUUUUUAUAUCUAUAUUUAAAAGGUAGUCUAUAGUUUAAUUUUAUUUUUAUCUAUCUAUCUACACACACACACACACCUCUAUAUAGAACAUUAAGUAUCAACUGAUUGGGUUACAAUCCAUUUAGAUACAGGUCACCUUAAAGUGCCUUAAACAUAAACUGAUUAUGUUCAUGUUACAUGUGUUGUGUGUAUUCGGUAUGUACUGCUUGUGUGUUUCAUUGUAUUGAAGUAUGUUUUGUAACAUUGUAACAUUACACGUCCUGUAGUAUUGCUGGUCAGUGUGAUGACCUGUUUUGGCAGAGUACUGGGAUUUCAGUUUGUAGGGUGCAGCCCUCUCCCUAGUGACACACGGGAUCAGAUCACAUGUCUGACUCUGACAUUCUUGGAUUAAAAUUGACUUUUCAAAUGUUUUUAUUUUGUACUUCCAGUUUAUAGUAUCUGAAAAGAUACAGGAAACGUUUUAACAUUUUUACAUUUAUAACAAAAAACAAAAAAAAAACUAAAGUAUAAACUGCCAAUUUCACCAGCCUGCCUUGCCUAUACCACUGAAAGUGUUGCUUGUGAGUGCUCUAUUAAAUUGUUCUUUGCA
Messenger RNA from Polyodon spathula (Mississippi paddlefish), 4358 nucleotides. RefSeq names its product protein phosphatase 1F-like. The record is from RefSeq and is a predicted model, not a curated record. Lineage: Eukaryota; Metazoa; Chordata; Actinopteri; Acipenseriformes; Polyodontidae. Gene Ontology annotation, molecular function: cation binding; protein serine/threonine phosphatase activity. The coding region runs from base 413 to 1642 and encodes 409 amino acids. Gene Ontology annotation, biological process: protein dephosphorylation; negative regulation of protein kinase activity. The transcript has 8 exons. Gene Ontology annotation, cellular component: cytosol.